CUCUGAUUCUACGCACCCAAAGUCAAUGGUAGUACCUUUGAAUUAUAUUUAAAGAAUUUUUGACUAAAAAAAGAUCAAUGGCUGGCAUCAAAAAACGAAUAGCUGUUCUUGGAGGUGGAAUAGCUGGAAUCUACUCAAUACUUUGUUUGAAUGAAGAAGGCAUUUUUGAACCAAUUUGUUUCGAAAAAACAGACAAACCAUUCGGGACCUGGUGUUAUAGAGAAGAAGUAAUCGAUGGUGUAUCGUGUACCAUGUCUACAACAAUCAUUAAUCAUAGCAAAGAAAUGGGCGCUUGCAGCAAAUUUCCUCCUGCGAAAGAAUUCAACAAUUUCAUGAAGCAUAGCGAACUGUAUCAAUACUUCACGCAUAUUGGUGAAUCAACAGGCGCACUGAAGCACGUCCAGUACAACAUGGAAAUCGUAAAUGUACGAAGAGCUGAUGACUACGAUGAAACUGGUAGAUGGGCUGUUACAGUGAAGAACACGGUUACUGGAGAGGAGUCCACCGACAUUUAUGAUGGUGUUCUGGUAUGUACUGGACAGUUUACAAAGAAAGUAAUGCCAACGUACAAUGGUCAAGAUCUAUUCAAAGGCGAAAUUUCACAUACGCAUAGUUUGAGAGGAAUUGAAAAAUAUAGAAACAAAAGAGUGAUUGUUGUGGGCAUGGGAUGCUCUGGAUUGGAUGCUGCAGUAGAAAUCAGUAACAUUGCAAAGCAGGUAUAUCUUAGCACACGCUCUGGAGCGCACGUUAUUCAACGGGUUGGACCACAUGGAUAUCCAUUUGAUUAUCAUUUAGCAAGACGUUGCAUAUUCCUUUUAUUUGAUAUACUUCCAUCUAAUGCAGUGAGCUGGCUUUUUGAGUCUCUUUUUAUGGAUCCACAAUUCAACCAGAAUUUAUAUGCUAUCAGACCCAAAUAUAAUAUUUUGUCUAAGGAUCCGGUUAUAAAUGAUCAUCUGGCUUCCAAAUUGCUGUCGGGAUCUGUUAUUCAAAAGCCCGAUAUACAUUGCUUCACAGAGGAUGGUGUCAUUUUUGAAGGAGAUACUGAAGUCACCAAAGCUGAUGCUGUUAUCAUGGCAACCGGCUAUGUAUCGAAAUUUCCAUUUUUGGAAGAUGGAACUGUAAUACAGGAAAAAGGACGAAUUGAUCUUUACAAAUGUGUGUUUCCAGCGCAAUUAAAACACGGGACUCUCGCUGUAAUAGCCUCAGUUCUUCCAUUUGGGCCAGGAUUUCCAGUAGGAGAGCUUCAGAUUCGAUGGGCAGUUCAAGUGUUAGCUGGUAAAUGUAAACUUCCACCACCGGAAGUAAUGCUGAAAGAAGCAAAAGACAGAUACGAUAAGAAUUUAAAAAGAUAUGCUCCCAGCGAGAAAAUGUCACUUAGAAUAGAUUACAUACAAUACUGCGAUGACAUAGCUUCUGAAAUCGGAGCAAAGCCAAAUUUGGUGAAAAUGCUUUUCACUGACACGAGACUGUUUUUUAAACUGUUUUUUGGACCCCAUCUACCUUAUCAGUACAGACUUCAAGGGCCUCAUUCUUGGGAUGGUGCUAGGGACGCUAUUAUGACAGCCGAAGAAAGAAUAUUCUACCCAUUAACAAAAGGAGCUUCAAGGACAGAUGGGGAAAAUAUGUUGCUUAAGCCUAUAUUGAAAAUUUUGAGAACAAUUUUUUAUUAAAUAUCAUUGAUAUUUUUAUAGAAGGACAUUUUUUUUUCAGAAAUAUCAUCAUUUGUAAUGAAUUCCAUAAUUUAACGCAGCCUCCAAUAAUUAUGCAUGAGUCAUCAUAAAAAUACAUUAAUAUGGCAUUAUUUAAAUUUUAAGUAGAAAAGAAGAAUGAUUUUGAAAUGCAUCAGUUUCUGUUUCUGAUAAUGUAAAUAAAUAUAAAGCAACAAUUGGUUUCAAUUGUGACUGUUUGAGAAAAGAAAACUGAAUGUUCAUUAAAACUGUUAGUUUUAAUUUUCAGUAUGGAAUGUAUUGUUUUCGUCUUGAUCUCUGUUUGUUUUAUAUUUGUAUAUUAAUUUUCUGUUUUAUUCUAUUCUAAACUCAAAAUGAAUGAUUCCAUUUAUACGAACUUAUAACUUUAUUAAAAAUAUCAUUACAAAUUUUUCUUUAAUAAAAAAUAUUAUUUAUCUCCUAAUUUUUUUGAACUCGCUUUUUCUAAUUUCUUAAUAACAACUGUAAAUGAAAUUUAAAAAUGUUUAUAAUUUCAUUUAUUUCUGAAUGCAUUUAGUGUGAUAUCAUUUUACCUCAUUUAUUCCUUGGGAAUUUUAUAGAGUUCUGCAAAAAAUUUUAGCUUAUCGCAGGGUUCAUCCUUCAAGCGUAAAUACUCGUCGACAGAAAAGUUUUAUCAGUUUAAUUUUCCUUAAACUAAAGCAUAUAACACUUCGUAACUGAAAAUAAUUUAUAUCUUUUCACAAAUUGAAGCAGCACAGUUAUAUUUCCUUUUUUUGUUAAUUUUAGACAUAUAUGUUACCAUUUAAAAUUAAACAUGAAAUUGAAAGAAUUAUGGAUUAAAAAUGAGGCACUGUAAAAGUUUAAAUAAAUAUUUUUCACAUUAAAUCCAAUACCACUCAAUUCAAAUUUUAGCAAUCAAAACUUUAAUCUACCAGAGGUUGAUUAUGGUUCAUUGAGGAGUUGUUUGAUUAAAGUACAAGUAACGUAAGUAAAACAAUAGAAGUUUUCAGCAAUGUGAUAAGAUUUAUUUUUUGCAAUUAACGUUUGAC
This is a messenger RNA of Argiope bruennichi, 2716 nucleotides long. RefSeq names its product flavin-containing monooxygenase 5-like. NCBI's taxonomy places the organism in Eukaryota, Metazoa, Arthropoda, Arachnida, Araneae, Araneidae. Gene Ontology annotation, molecular function: NADP binding; N,N-dimethylaniline monooxygenase activity; flavin adenine dinucleotide binding. The record is from RefSeq and is a predicted model, not a curated record. The transcript is spliced from 3 exons. Bases 78 to 1670 code for a protein of 530 amino acids.